Westerdykella ornata is the source of this 3570-nucleotide messenger RNA. RefSeq lists its product as uncharacterized. The coding region runs from base 478 to 3336 and encodes 952 amino acids. The transcript is spliced from 3 exons. The record is from RefSeq and is a predicted model, not a curated record. Gene Ontology annotation, biological process: positive regulation of DNA-templated transcription. Lineage: Eukaryota; Fungi; Ascomycota; Dothideomycetes; Pleosporales; Sporormiaceae. Gene Ontology annotation, cellular component: mediator complex.
CGAUCUUUGAUCGCACCCAACCUUCACCUUCACAGGUACAGCUAACUAUAAAAGAGCUAUGUCUGCCCGGCAACAUUCACGACUAUUCCGAAUCUAUGCCACUCGCUACUUAUUCUAGCCGCCGGCUGUCACCGGUCUCCUCGUUCAACCUACCUUAACCUCUCCCGGUUCAAGCUACCCUGGGGCAACAUCUAUUUCCAAGUCCUUCACGUGUGCGUCGAACACAUCGAUCUAUAAUACUUGAUCUCCUCAUUCCCUUCGGCCAUGGACGAUUCGGCCUACACAAUGGAUGUGGACGACCUCUUUGGGGACUCCGAGCAGGUAACCUUGCCCACCAUGCCUGUCCCUGCAGCCAAAGGACUUGCACGCAGGCUGGAUGACCUCAGGACAAUCGGGUGCUGCCAGUAAGUCGGCCCAAUCGACAUUCGAACACAAAGAGGGAUGCUUGGGCACCACAAUGGAGAUUUAUCGUCGUAUAUGGUGCUAAUCCUGAGCAGAAAGAUUGCCUGGUCCAACACCGGAUGUGUGGCAUCUAUCUCCCCUGACGGAUAUGCAGUCUACCUCAGAGUCUUCUUACGAGAUCCUUUGACCAGGGCGUGGAGUUUGGGGAAUGAGACUCAACUCGAUUUCAACAAUGAGACGGGCACCUUCCAGUUUGUGCACCUAUCAUGGAGCCGCCUGGGGAACGACUUGGUGGUCGUGGACACGGCUGGCCGCGUCUUUCUCUUUACCUGCCAGAUGGUUUUAGGACGCAUGGUGCCGACGCGAGUUGAAACAACCCAAUCCGAGUCGGAGCUGGAUGUAGUGGUUGGGAUGCAUUGGCUUUCCAUAAUUCCAUAUGAGAAGAAGAACCAGAUUGUCUGGUCGGCUUCAAGGGAGAAUGGGUCCUGGUCUUUUAAAACCGCUAGUCAUGUGUUCAAUGAUGCUCACCACCCUCUCGAAACCAAAGCUUCCUUGAUAUAUCUGAGGAGGUUCGGCGACCUGCGGUUGCGGUAUCAACAAGCUGAUUCGUCGUGGCAUGAAGUCUCCCAUCAGACGAUGGUAGUGUUAUCCGUAAGAGACGCAUUCAGCCAUGCCGCAUUUGCGUCAAAUGGAGACAACACGCUUCUACUCGCAGCAUACGACAUCACUGGGCGACUUCAUCUUUACCGCAUUGAAGUGAAUUGGAACGUGUCUCCAUCAAAGUCUGGACAACCCAGCAGGAGUGUCGAAAAGCCCGAACUGUUAGUCAGUAAAUUGGCCACGCAGGAGCAGUGUCUUCCAGUGAGCGUACCAAUUGUGGGUGACAGCAACCACGGAGGGCCCUCGUAUAAGCUCCGGAUUCCAGCUCAGCUUACGCAUUUGCAUUUUCUUCCUACAUCGCCCGACCAGGGCGACGGUACGGUACCUACCAUUCAGGCCAUCUUCUCCACAGCCCCAAAUACUCUGUCCUUGGAUCAGACGCAGCCCUCUCCCGCUCCUUACAGUAUUCUGGUCAGAUGGGAGGUCCACCGCUCCCUGGAAAACCCAGUCGACCCGAUCUGGGACAUCGUCACAUCAAAGAAAAAGAACGUCAGCGAUGUGCCAGCCGUAGAAGUCUUCAAACUCAAAAGAUUACCAGAUACUGCCCUUCAUAACACAGUUAUAUCAUUCUCCCCACUCUGGUAUAGUAUGACCCUCGCCUACUGCUAUGCUGAUGGCACCAUUGAACUCCGGAAGAGAUCCACUAUGGAUGUCUUACUGCCAAAUUACAGUACGGAUACCGUAACCUCACUUUCCCAGGCGGGUUUCACGUUUCCCACUGGUGAAUCGUCAAUCCAUGUGGCGCUGUCUCCAAACCACUGCAUCGCAGCUUGCAUGCAACAGGACGGAAACAUCAAGCUCCGGUUAGCCGAAUACGCAUAUGGAUCCUUAUCUUCAGAUGAAGAAGACGAAAAGCACUCUGCCGCUCUUGCAGCAAUUGCUCUACAAUUCGCUUCGGCAGCAAAUCAAUACUUCUCCAACGAUGACCUCUUCGCCGUCUUGGGUCCACUGACCGAACGACGGAAGGACACGUUCAUACAGCUGAUCUCUCAAGCCGUUCAUCUGAACCUUGACUGUAGCUCCGAGGAGCCCGGUAACAACCAAGCUUUGGUGCUGUUGGGACGCUCCCCUCACUUUGUCAAAGUCUUGUCUGCGGCUCACAUCCUUGGCUUCCGGGACACCAUUGACCGCACCUUCAACAGCAAGAUAGCCUGGAUCGUUCUGAACAUCAAAUAUGUAACUCAGAUUCUCACUACAAUCACUCGCCUCGCAUCGCAAGAUAAGAAUAUGCUCCGCCCCGAACUCGUCCCCCACCUCGUCGGCCUCAUCCGCUGGUUCGGUAGCUUCAUGUGUUAUGUGCUCGACGCCCUCGUCGAAUUCGGACUCGACUUUCGAAAAUCUCCCCCGGACUCCCUGGACCGCUCCACCCUAGAAGCAAAAUUCAUCGAGAAAAGCAACCCCGCCGUACUCCUCCUCCUCUCCUCCUUCCCCCGCACCAUGAUGAAACAUUGUACACAUGCAUACAACUGGGUUCUUCAGUCUUCCUUACGCAUCGCCAACUCGUCGGCCGGAAUAGAAAUCAAGGAUAUCUAUCUGCCGCUCCAGGAGGCGUUGAGCGAUCUCCCGUUCGACUGGCGCAUCUUCGACAGCGUCAUCAACGAAGCCACAGCCGCGACUCGCCAAUGCUACCGCUCAUCCAACACACCCGACUCGGCGCGCAACGCCAUCGAGAGGGACUUGCUGUCCGGGCGACUCCCCGACGUGCUCUUCCCGGCGGCAAAACGCCUCGUCACGGAUUACCUGUGGAAUGACGAGCAGCCGAAUGGGUGUUUGGCGGACAAGUUCGACAUGACGACGGCGUAUUUUGCGGAUACGCGGUGGUUGGGCUUUCAGGACAGCGCGUGGGGGAGGGAGUGGCACGCGAAGCAUGUGGUCGAUGUGUGCCAGAAGGUGGUUAUUCGGGGCUUUUCGGCCAAGUUCCAUCAGGAUUUGCUGUUAUCGACGUCGAGGCGGGGCAGGAGCGAUGGGAGUGGUGGUGGUGGUGGUGGUGCGGCGGCCGGUGGAGCUGGAAGUGGAGCUGGAGCGUCUGGGAGUGCGGCGAAUGGAGCCGAGGAGAAGAAGGUUGCGCCGAAGGAUAGCCUGAGGAGGUGUACGAGGUGUGCGGCGUAUAUGGAGGAUGUGCUGGUUGGGCGUCGCGGGUACAGUGCGCAGCAUGUCGGGUGGCUGGCGGGGAUUGGGAAACAUUGUAUUUGCGGGAAUGCGUGGACUUUGGUGGAGAAUCCGUUGGUGGAGAGUAGUCAGGCCGGGGUCAGGACGGGUACAGCGACAUUGUAGCGUGGUGGACAAGGAAAUGAUGAAGUUUGGAGUGCGGAGAAUCAAUUGAGAAAUGCGACUGGGGUUGUGGGAAGAUAGAUGAGCCAUGCCGAGAAUUGUCGAGAAUGAGUCCAUGACCAUCUGCCAAUCAUAUAACAGUCUCCUCAAGACACUCCUACACUGUUCCGUCCAUUGAGGGAUUCGAUGAUUAGCUAGUCAUAGGCCUAUUUCGGUAGUGUUUGGGGUCUGCCGAGU